Molecule: messenger RNA, 819 nt
Organism: Fusarium keratoplasticum
Lineage: Eukaryota; Fungi; Ascomycota; Sordariomycetes; Hypocreales; Nectriaceae
Exons: 3
Coding region: 1-819 (272 amino acids)
Biological process (GO): DNA replication; nucleotide-excision repair; double-strand break repair via homologous recombination
Cellular component (GO): chromosome, telomeric region; DNA replication factor A complex; nucleus
Molecular function (GO): DNA binding
Source: RefSeq, a predicted model, not a curated record
AUGUCUGCCUACACUGGAUUCCAAAAAUCAGGUUAUGGCCAAGGGGGCGAUGACUCGGGCGGUUUCUUUGCUGGAGGCUCACAGCAGGGCAGCCAGGGCGGCGGUGGCGGCAAGUCAUACCAAGAUGAGUCUUUGCGCCCCGUCACCAUCAAGCAGAUCCUCGACGCCGAGGAGGCCUUCCAGGGCGCCGACUUCAAGAUCGACGGCUCCCUCAUCACCCAGAUCACAUUCGUCGGCCAGAUCCGCAGCGUGACCCCCCAGCCCACAAACAUCACCUUCAAGAUCGACGACGGCACCGGCCAGAUCGAGGUCAAGAAGUGGGUCGACGCCGACAACAACAACGACCCGGAGUUCGAGCUCGACUCGCACGUCCGCGUCUGGGGACGCCUCAAGUCCUUCAACAGCAAGCGGCACGUCGGCGCCCACGUCAUCAGGCCUGUCGAGGACUUCAACGAGGUCAACUACCACAUGCUCGAAGCCACAUAUGUUCAUCUGUACUUUACCAAGGGGCCCCUUGGUGGUCAGGGUGGUGCCAACGGCGAAGGAGAUAGCAUGUUUGUCGACGGUGGCGGCUACAACGACCAGGCUGGUGGAAACGCAGCACCUUCGAAACUGUCCGGAUGCUCUGGCCUAGCCAAGAAGAUGUUUAGCUUUAUGAACGACGCUCCUGGCGGCAACGAGGGUGUCCAUAUCAACGGAAUUACCAGCUCUACUGGCCUGUCAGUGAGAGACGUUCUCACCGCUGCAGACGAGCUGCUCGGCCAGGGUCUCAUUUACACAACGGUCGACGACGAGACAUGGGCAAUCCUCGAGUACUAG